This is a messenger RNA of Eucalyptus grandis, 2150 nucleotides long. Its product is annotated as pre-mRNA splicing factor SR-like 1. The record is from RefSeq and is a predicted model, not a curated record. Bases 951 to 1874 code for a protein of 307 amino acids. Gene Ontology annotation, cellular component: precatalytic spliceosome. Lineage: Eukaryota; Viridiplantae; Streptophyta; Magnoliopsida; Myrtales; Myrtaceae. The transcript has 4 exons.
UGCUUCGUUUUUAUACCUGCUUGCUGAAUUGUUUCUGAAUCAGCAAUGUGAAAUAUUGAAGCAUGAGCUAUUUGGAUUCUGAUGGUUCGGAGAACUUGAAGAUUCUUAACAAGUGCUAUUAUUUGCUGUAUAUUUUCCAAUAUUCAUUGUUCAAAUCAUUGGACUGUUUUCUUUUAGUUAAGUAAGCAGAGAUUCCAAUAAAGUUUCAAUAAGAAGCUUUGGAAGGAACAAUCACCAUUACAGAGAAGAGACUUGUGGAGGAUGAUUUCAAUAAAAGUUCAGGAAGGGAUUUGCAUAAGAUCUCCAAAUUAGGCCAUCUGCUUAAAUAUUUGGUACCAGUUAAUGCUUCUACAAACAAGUAUUACAUGCGAACAUUCAGUUUUUGGUUGUUACUACUUGUAAAUGAUGCCUUCUUUCAAGAUUCUUAUUGUGUAACAAGAACACCAUUGCUAGAAGCAUGGCAGACUUUAAACCACUUGAGAGAAUGAGCAUUUUAAUGGCUAACUUCUGCUUAAUGAUGAAUGAAGGUGACCAAUUCUUCACCUUUAAGUCCAUCCAGCUUGACUUGGCCAUGUUUUGAAGAAACCAGCUUGCGAGAAUCCCCCUUCCUUUUGUAGUUAAACCGUGCAUUAGAUAACCCAAAGUGCUUGAUAAACUAUUCAGUGUUAAAUUUCUCUUUUACCACUGAAAAUCUUUGCACAAUCUGAUUCUCGUGGACUCCCUGUAGCUAUUGAAAAUGACAACUCAAAGAUGCAGAAUCAUUCCUACCAAAUUUUGAAAAUUCCUCAUGAAUGUGGGGAACUGAAGCAGCAGGUCUUUAUUACUGUGGAAGUAAUUAGAGUAUUGGAUUUCUGUACUUGAGAUAUGCUGCAGAUCCUAAGACCUUAUGGAGUUGGUGUGAGCCAUAUGUUAAAGAUGAAGAGGAAUUUUCUCCAGGAUCAAAUGGGCGAAUGACCACAAUGGGUGUGUAUUUGCGCGAUUUGCUUCUUGGACAGUAUUAUUUUGAUACUCUCUUUCCUAGAAUCCCUGUCCCAGUUCUGCGGCAGAUUGUUGCUAAUCUUGAAAAGAUGAAACUUCCUACCAAGCAUUCUGGUGUGACGGGUGAUACGACCCGUCAUGGGUCUGAGGAGACUGCUCGACGACCCCCUUCUGUGAAAGCUUCUCUUUCUGUGUCUUUUGGUCAGAGGGCUCCUCAUCGGGCAUCAACUAGAGAUUCCUCACCUGUUCGUCGCACCUUACCAGUACCUCCUUUUGAAAAAGGUGGUGGUGAUGAUCUCCGAAAAUCUCCUAGCCAUCGCAGCCAGAGCCGUGAUGAUCGAGAACAUCUGGAGAGGGACACACAAUUGGAUAGAGACCGAGAUCGGGAUCGCGAUAGAGAGAGACAUCGUAGUGACCGCGAUCGAGAAAGGGAGAGGGAUCGCGGAGAUCGUGAAAGGGAACGAGAUAGAGAUAGGGACAGGGAUCGUGGACGUGACACACAUCGUGAUCGAGAUAGAGAGAGGGAUAGGGAUAGAUUGAGGGACCGCGAUCGAGAAUGGGACAGGCGUGAUACUGACCGUAGAUCCAGGCAUGCAGAGAGAGAUUAUGAGAAGCGCAGCAGGGAUUCUCGGAGGAGCAGGAGCCGGAGUCGAAGUCGGAGCAGAAGCCAGAGUCAGAGCCUGCGAGAUGGUGGCGCGCAUCUCGACCGUAAUCAUCACAGUCCACAGAAAGACGGAGUGAAGGAGAAGACCGCCGCAUCUUUGAAUCUAGCCAAGCUGAGGGAUCUCUACGGGGAUGCGAGCGAUCAGAAAGGGGGUUCUACUAUGGAAAGGAUUCCUAGAGGUAGAAGUGAAGGUGAAGAAGUCAUUAGACUUGGUGGGUCAACUUGGAAGUAGGAUAAAUGCAUAUGGACCCUCGGCAAGGAUAGUCUUGCCGAUUCAUUUCGAGCAAAAACAGUUCGCAUCGAUCUAUUUUGUUCUGUCUCACGCUCUUAACAGAUACACAUUGAAAGGGCGCGUACAGUUGCAUUGAAAGGGUUAAAAAUUGUGUUCAUGUAUAAUUAGUCUCUGGUUUCUUUCGUUGACCUUUGCAUCGAGCUAUUAACUUUUUAAACAAUGGAAAUGAAUCUUGUUCACCGAUAGAGUUAUAAUUGAAGAUAGAUAUUUCGAUUG